AUGGCGGCACCACCAAUGCCCAUGAUCCUGCCCAAGGGCAUAGUCACAAACACCGACUACAUCUACAAGGAGGUGGCUAGCUAUCCGGUUGUCCCACCGGAAAAGAUAAUUCAGUACUGGAAGGUCUACACCACCACUUUUCGGAAACUCAUCGAUCCUACGGCCAACCGACUUGAGAACUUCUGGUGGCAUGUCAUGGGUAGCGAUCGCCGUCUUCUUCCCGGUCCCACACUUGCAAGGCUUUUCGAGGAUAUCUCCAAGGGGCCUGCCUUUGUUCCUUUGCGGUCUUCAGCGAAUCGAUACGAGGGGCCCUCGUCUCCGGUAUGUAUCUGA
Pseudomassariella vexata is the source of this 333-nucleotide messenger RNA. RefSeq lists its product as uncharacterized. The transcript has 2 exons. The record is from RefSeq and is a predicted model, not a curated record. Lineage: Eukaryota; Fungi; Ascomycota; Sordariomycetes; Amphisphaeriales; Pseudomassariaceae. Bases 1 to 333 code for a protein of 110 amino acids.